Messenger RNA from Strongyloides ratti, 1437 nucleotides. RefSeq names its product Amine oxidase domain-containing protein. The record is from RefSeq and is a predicted model, not a curated record. The transcript has a single exon. Lineage: Eukaryota; Metazoa; Nematoda; Chromadorea; Rhabditida; Strongyloididae. Gene Ontology annotation, molecular function: oxidoreductase activity. Bases 1 to 1437 code for a protein of 478 amino acids.
AUGAGGAUUGUUAUUAUUGGUGGAGCACCUACUGCACUUGGAGCUGCUUAUAGGCUUAAUGAAUUAAAAAAAACACAUCCAGAUAUUACUAAAGAUGUUGAACUUGUUGUUUUAGAAAAAGAGAAUGUUGCUGGAGGACUUUCAACAACUGUUAUAGAUGAUAAAGGUUUCUUAUGGGAUAUGGGUGGACAUGUAACAUUUUCACAUAAUGCUCCAUAUUAUGAUGCAGCAACUAAAUGGGCUGUUAAAGAAUGGAAUUCAUUAGAAAGACAAUGUCUUGUUGAUAUGAAUUACCUUUAUGAUAUUAAAGGAAUUAAACUUGUUCCAUAUCCAGCUCAAUAUGCUGUACCAUUCUUUCCUAAUGAUAUUAAAGAAGAUUGUAUUAAAGAUUUAAAUGAACGUCAUGAUAAUCCUAAAUAUGAUUCUAUUGUACCAAAUAAUUUUGCCGAAUGGAUUGAUAAACAUUUAGGUGAAACUAUACAUAAGAUAUUUUUUAAACCAUAUACAAAAAAAGUUUGGACUGUUGAAACUGAAACAAUGAAUCCAAAUUGGGUUGGUAGUCGUGUUGCAAAAUUAUCUAAAGAAAAACUUGAAUCACUUUGUUCUAUUCCAUCAGAUCAAUUAACUGAUGCUGAUUUUGGUUGGGGACCAAAUGCUUGUUUUACUUUUCCAAAAUAUGGUGGAACUGGUGCUGUUUGGAAAGGAAUGGCUGAAAAAUUAAAUAAAGAAUGGUUUAAAUAUAAUCAUAAUGUUGUUGCUGUUAAUAUGAAAAAUAAAGAAGUUACAUAUCAAGUUGGUCAAUCAACUGAACUUCAAAAAAUUAAAUAUGAUUAUCUUAUUAAUACAGCACCAAUUGAUCAAUUAGUUAAACAAACUAAUGCUUGUUCACCAUUAAAUAUUGUUUACAAUAAGGUAUAUGUUGUUGGAGUUGGUCUUAAACUUCCUAUGCCACCAUCAUGUGAAAAAUUAACUUGGUUAUAUUUUCCAGAUCCAAAUGUACCAUUCUUCCGUGUUACAUUCUUUUCUAGAUAUGGUGAAGUAACUCCUGAUAAUACAAAAUAUUGGUCUGUUAUGUGUGAAUGUGCAACACCAAUAGAUUAUGAAUGUGAUAAAGAAGAAAUGGCUAAUAGAGCUGUUGAAGGAUUAAUUCUUAAAGAUAUUAUUAAAAGAGAACAAGUUGAAACUGUUUUUUCAAUUCUUCUUCCAUAUGGAUAUCCAAUACCAUCAGUUGAAAGAGAUAGUGAAUUAAAAAGAGCUCAUGAAUCUCUUGAAAAAAAUCAAAUCUAUUCAAGAGGACGUUUUGGUGGAUGGAAAUAUGAAGUAUCUAAUCAAGAUCAUGUAUUUAUGCAAGGAAAAGAAAUUAUUGAUAGAAUAUUAUUAAAUGAACCAGAAAAAAUGUACAAGACUGGAAUAAAUUAUGAUAGAGCUGAAGCUUAA